Messenger RNA from Coregonus clupeaformis (lake whitefish), 2157 nucleotides. RefSeq names its product galectin-3-like. Gene Ontology annotation, molecular function: IgE binding; carbohydrate binding; laminin binding. Lineage: Eukaryota; Metazoa; Chordata; Actinopteri; Salmoniformes; Salmonidae. Gene Ontology annotation, biological process: positive chemotaxis; negative regulation of extrinsic apoptotic signaling pathway; neutrophil chemotaxis. The coding region runs from base 481 to 1626 and encodes 381 amino acids. The record is from RefSeq and is a predicted model, not a curated record. The transcript is spliced from 6 exons. Gene Ontology annotation, cellular component: nucleus; immunological synapse.
GAGCAGAAACACCAGGGAAGAUAAGUGCUUUUUUGAUAUUAUAGGGACAUUGUUAUAUAAUCCCCCCUCAGAUAUUGCAAACUUCUAUCAUUCGUUCAAGUAUGUCCAAGUCAACCUAUUAACCAACCAACAGUUCAACAAAAUUACAUCAGUCUGCUGCACUACAACAGUAUUUUGCUAAAGUAUAUUUCCACAACCUGUCACUAGUCUUGUCUUUUAUCCUACAUCAGAUUGAUGGAUUUUCAUUUAAGAUGGAACAUUUAUAUAUAUUGAUGUACUCUUAUUAAGAAUAAAGAACAUUGUUUGAUAAGGGAAAUGUUGUGACAGGGAAUCUUUCCCCCUGGGCGUGGUUUUCCCAGUAGAGGAUAGUUGGGAAUAAAGGAGUGACCAAAUGAAGAACGGAAUGUAUAAAGGAGUGUGUGUGAAUUCCUACUAUAGCUGUCUGGCUGUCACCUCAACAACACAACAACAACCGAUACUAUGGAACUCUCUGAUGCUCUGUGUGGCUGUCCGUCCUCUGGUUCUACCCCCCAGGGAAGCAACAGUAUCUGGCCCAGUCAGCAGCAACCAGGAUGUCCUGUCUGGCCGACACAGCCCGGCCAACAGCCCACCCAACCCCAGCCCCCAUCCUGCUGGCCUGGUCCUCAACCAUCCCAACCAGCCCCAGCUCUAGCUCAACCCCAGCCCAUGCCUUGCUUUCCUGGGCAGCCGAACACCCGCUGCUGGCCUGGGCCACAGCCAUCCCAACCAGCCCCAGCUUCGGCUCAAAACUGGCCUGGGCCACAGCCAUCCCAACCAGCCCCAGCUCCAACCCAAAACUGGAACUGGCCUGGUCCUCAACCAUCCCAACCAUCCCCAGCUCCAGCCCAAAACUGGCCUGGUACCCAACCUCAACCUAUCCAACCAGCCCCAGCCCAUCCCUGCCAGCCAUGCUGGCCUGGACCCCAGCCUCCCCAAUUACAGCCCCAGCCUGCCACCCAGCCUUAUCAACCUCCAGCCCCAGCUCCAAUUCAAGCCCAGGCCCAGGGCCCCAGCCAGCCCAGUCCCCGAGGGUGGCCAGUCCCAGGCUUUAACCCAGGCGUUAACCCAGGGUCUGGAUGGCCAUUCGGCCCUGGUCAGGACCCAGGUGGACAGUCUGGUUGGCCUGAUCAGGACCCAGGUGGCUUCACACCUGCUCCACAGUGGAAUCCGACACCAACUGGACAGAAUGUGCCCUACAACCUGAACCUACAAAGAGGCAUCUACGACAAGAUGAUGAUCACCAUCAUGGGCCAGGUCAAACCAAACGCUAAGCAGUUCACAGUGAACUUCCUGCGAGGUAAAGACAUUGCAUUCCACCUCAACUCUCGGUUCAACGAAGGGGGCAAGCAGGCAGUGGUGAGGAACCACAAGGUGGGAGAGCGCUGGGGGAAGGAGGAGAGGCACACACAGGGAGGCUUCCCCUUCAUGGCAGGACAGUCCUUCGAGAUGAAGAUUUUGGUUACGUCCGGCGAGUUUAAGGUGGCUGUGAACGGAACUCAGCUGUUUGAGUUUAAACACCGCAUCAGAGAACUCAACCAGAUCGAUCGCAUCAACAUCCUCCAUGAUGUCAUCCUCACCUCUGUCAACGUAGACACGAUACCAUGACAACCAUACACAUGACAUCACUAUAUAUUAUACAACACUCAGCAUAGGCUUCAUGCAUAACAUGGCAUCAAUCUGCAAUGAAGUCUUUGCACCUUUUUUAUGAUGAUGGUGAUAUUGGUGAUGAUGAUUAUGAUGAUGAUGGUGAUGAUGAUUAUGGUGAUGAUGAUGAUGAUGAUGAUGAUGAUUAUGAUAAUGAUGAUGAUGACGAGCUGCAAACAUAAUACUGCAUUAAUGCCCACAAACUCUACAAAAAAACAAUCCAUGUGCAAAUGUGUGUAAUUUACAGGGUAUGAAGGCCUAAGAAUUAAGCAAUGCCAUUUCAUUUAAAUUCGUAUGAUAUUUUAUAUCUAUUUUCUGUUGAAUGUCUAUGUAAAUAAACAUACUUUAUGGCUACGAUGCCUUUCUGACUAAAGGUAUCACUAGAUACAGUGCAUUACACUGAUUCACUGAAGGUCUCCAUAUGAGGGCAUUAAGUGACCUCCAGGGGUAGUAAAUAACUAAAAUUGUAUGAAAUAAAACCAUUAAAUUGAA